GUCCGCGGGGGCUGCGGGCGGAGCGGCCCCGGCCCCGGCCCCUCCCAGGGGCGGAGGGAGCCGAGCCAAGCCGAGCCCGCUGGAAUCGCGCUGCCCGCCUGCUUCAUCCCCUCCGUCUUCCCAGCGGCUUCGGUAUGUCGUCGGGCGGCAGUCUGAGCACCAUGCAGCGGCUGGUGGAGCAGCUGAAGCUGGAGGCGGCCGUGGAGAGGAUCAAGGUGUCUCAGGCAGCUGCAGAACUCCAGCAGUACUGUAUGCAAAAUGCCUGCAAAGAUGCCUUGCUUGUUGGGGUUCCUGCAGGGAGCAAUCCCUUCCGUGAACCCCGAUCCUGUGCUCUGCUCUGAAAUCAGGGAAGGUCAUUGGAGAAUUGCCUUCAAGCAUGACAUGAAUAACAACUGCCUUUCCUUCACAAGAAAAGUCUCUGUCUUUUAUGUGGCUAAAACAACAUCCUAGAUAUCUGUUUGUGUGUUCUUGUGAAUCUGUAUUCCACUAUAUUUUAGUAAUGUUCUUGAAGUUUUUUAAUGUAACUGUUUUUUCAUAAUCAUCACCACUUUUACUACACUAUGCUAACUGUAGAAAUUUUACUUAAGAAGUUUACAUUUUAGAAAUGAAAAACAUGUGAAUUUUUAAUCAAAUUACUUACUCUCAUCUUGAUAAACCAUAACACCAGAAUAAUAGCAAAAACUACUCAUGGGGAUUUUUUUUUCCAAAAUAAAACAACCUAGAAGUGAAUAAUUAAAGUAUAAAGCUAAAUGCUGUUAGAGCUGAAGUAAUGUCCUCAGGAGACAUUUUGCCUCCAUUAGCAAGACCUGGAACCAACUUUAUUUUUUUUUCAAGUGCAUCUCAGUGCAUAAAUGACACAUUUUAGUAAAUGCUGAACACAAUAUGUAACAGAGGCCUGAUUCCUAAAGCAUGUUUCUUGCAAUACAUCUUAUCUGUAAGCCUUCUUCUAUUUUGUUACAGUACUGCUGCGGUGGAAUUUUCUUGAACGUAUUUAACAUGUUACCAAACAGACACUAAGAAUCUGUGAACACCCAAAGAUAAUUGCAUGCUUUGUUGUCAUGGUUUGCAAUACACAGAAUUUACUAAAAUGUGCUUUGCCUUCACUUUUUUGAUAGAGCACUUUUACAAGAACGACUUUUUUUAUAGGUUUUUAAUUUUGAGUACUUCCUAUUGUUUGUAUUAAUCUUUUAGAACUUUGGAAAUAAAAUUACUAUCCCUCUUGGCUUUGAACUCA
This is a messenger RNA of Motacilla alba alba, 1234 nucleotides long. It is a transcript of the gene GNG10, whose product is annotated as G protein subunit gamma 10. The record is from RefSeq and is a predicted model, not a curated record. Lineage: Eukaryota; Metazoa; Chordata; Aves; Passeriformes; Motacillidae. Gene Ontology annotation, molecular function: G-protein beta-subunit binding. Gene Ontology annotation, biological process: G protein-coupled receptor signaling pathway. The transcript has 3 exons. Gene Ontology annotation, cellular component: heterotrimeric G-protein complex. Bases 135 to 341 code for a protein of 68 amino acids.